UCCAUUGACGCUGUUGAGGCUGAGCCGCCGCUGCUGGUGACCGCCUAGUGUUCCUGUUAAUAUGGCUGCCGGUCAAGUCUCCGCAUCUGCUACCAACGCUCCCACCACCACCAACAACGAUGGCAUCCUUAUUGGCGACAAGGUUUACUCGGAGGUUUCCCUCACCAUCGACAACUCGCUCAUCCCGGAGGAGCGGCUCUCCCCGACGCCGUCGAUGCUCGACGGCCUCGACCUGAACACGGAGACCGACCUUCGCAUCCUCGGCUGUGAAUUGAUCCAGUCGGCGGGUAUUCUUCUCCGGUUGCCUCAGGUGGCGAUGGCGACGGGUCAGGUGCUUUUCCACCGCUUUUUCUACUCCAAAUCGUUCGUCAAGCACAGCUUUGAGAUUGUUGCUAUGGCCUGCAUCAACUUGGCAUCCAAGAUUGAAGAAGCACCGCGACGAAUACGAGACGUCAUCAACGUUUUUCAUCACCUGAGACAGAUCAGAGUUAAAAAGACUCCAAGUUCAUUGAUACUUGAUCAGAACUACAUAAAUACCAAAAACCAAGUCAUCAAAGCGGAACGGCGCAUCCUGAAGGAGCUGGGCUUCUGUGUUCAUGUGAAGCAUCCACACAAGAUCAUCGUCAUGUACCUUCAAGUCCUGGACUGUGAAAAGAACCAGACUCUGGUCCAGACGGCCUGGAACUACAUGAACGAUACCCUGAGGACAAACGUCUUUGUGCGUUUCCAAGCGGAGACAAUUGCCUGUGCCUGCAUAUACCUGGCUGCCCGCGCUCUACAGAUUCCUUUGCCAUCCAGACCUCAUUGGUACCUGCUGUUCGGAGCCACUGAAGAGGAGAUUAAAGAGAUCUGCAUCACCACCCUCAAACUCUACACAAGGAAGAAGCCUAAUUAUGAGCAGCUGGAGAAGGAGGUGGAGCGGAGGAAGGUGUUUCUGGCGGAGGCGAAAUUGAAGGCGAAAGGCCUGAACCCCGACGGGACCCCUGCUCUUUCCACCCUGGGGGGCUUCUCUCCUGCUUCGAAGCCCUGCUCUCCAAACGUGGUCAAAGUGGAGGAGAAGUCUCCAAACCCCCAGACCCUCAAGCCGGUGAAGAAGGAGCCGGAUAACCGCGCCCAGAUGAACAAAAGUCCUCAUAACGGGUUACGGAAGGAGGUGAAGAUUGGGAGGACCAGCAGAAGCGGGAGUCGUUCCCGCUCAAGAACACGUUCCCGAUCGAGGUCGCGUUCUCCCCGCAGACACUACAACAGCAGACGCAGUCGCUCAGGGACCUACAGCUCUCGCUCACGUUCUCGCUCCCACAGUCGCAGUCUGUCGCCUCGACGGCACCCGCCCUCCCCCCUCCUCCCCCACCUCAAGUCCAAAUCCAGCCACCACGGCAACAGCGACUCCAAGCUGAGCGGUCGCCACAGCAACAGCGGAGGCGGCGGCGGUGGCGGCGGCGGGUCGGGGCACAAGAGGAAGCGUUCGCGCUCUCGCUCGCGGUCCCGCACGCCGGUCAAGGUAGACCGCGAGCGCGACAGGGAGAGGGAGCGAGAGCGGGACCGGGACCGCGGCUCCUUCGAACUCUCGUCAAAGAAACACAAGCACGAGCGCGGCGGCGGCGGCCACCGGGGAGACCGCAGGGAGAGGGAGAGGUCCCGCUCCUACGACCGGGAGCGCGAGAGGGAGCGCAGCCACAAGAGCAAACACCACGGCAGCAGCGGACACUCAGGACACGGACGCCACCGGCGCUGAGGCGCACAUACAUAUAUACACACACACACACACACACGGCAGAGCAGAGCAGCCGUGGGGCUGACCGUCACUGAAACGUCUCCAGUAUAUGCAAAACUAUCAAGAUGGAUCUUCUCUGAACGCUGCGUUGAAAACAGGCUGCGAGCACGAGCCGCUCUGUUCUGUCAGAGCCAGCUGGGAUCGCACCUCCCCAAACCAAGCGAAGUACAACUUCUGUGAAAGUAAACCAAAUGUUCAGCGUCGCGUCAGAUUGUUUUGUUGAUUCCGCUCGUCUGAUGCAUCUGACAGGCGUUUGCUUGGUUUCUGGGAUUUUUUUCCAGCCUCGUGCAGCUUGUAGCUCUGUGCCUGGGUUUCUCACGUGCAUCCUAAAACCGGGCUUUCAAAUCAGCAAUGUUGUCUUCGCAGUUAACUUAAAACUGCCGAAAUCUUUCGCCGAGCUCCCACACGCACAGUGCGAGUUGCGCAGACUGAUCAUCCUCUAUGCAUCUGAGUAACCCAGACCGCCAAAGAACGAGCCCGUUUCCACCCGGUCAGACACAAUCAGUCCCGAGCAGAGACGUCAGCCCCGAGCGGCGCCCUCCUGUCCCAAAAUGUUCCACCAACACUUUCUACAUCCACCUACCAUCUAGCCUACCCUUGUGUUCUUGGUUUUACAUGUAAAGUUCUGGACUCUGGGGGAAAAGAAACUUAUUUACAGUGUAAAGAUGGCCUGCUAUCCGCUGAGACGUUGUGAAUGCUUUGAUUUAUAAAAGCUAAAGUGCUCAGUGGAAGGAUUGAAUGAGUAAAUGUAAAAUAAAAGUUGUUCAGGAAAGAUGUGUAUGUUUGCACAUUAUUACAGCAAGUGUUUUUUUUGUUUUGUUUUUUUUUUUUUUUUGACAUAUGUAUGUACAAAUGCUAAAGCUGUGUUUUGUACAGUUUUGGAGAGGAGCAGACCGCUUAAGGCUUUUUUUUUUUUUUUUCAGGGAGAUGCAGACGAUUCAAAAAACAUUUUAGGGUUAAUUUGUUACACUGGUUUUUAGUCUGCACGUGUUCAUGUCAAAUUUUUAUUCAGUAAUAAAAGAGUUACACCACUGAACUC
This is a messenger RNA of Salarias fasciatus (jewelled blenny), 2813 nucleotides long. RefSeq names its product cyclin L1a (gene ccnl1a). The transcript is spliced from 10 exons. Gene Ontology annotation, molecular function: cyclin-dependent protein serine/threonine kinase regulator activity. Lineage: Eukaryota; Metazoa; Chordata; Actinopteri; Blenniiformes; Blenniidae. The record is from RefSeq and is a predicted model, not a curated record. Gene Ontology annotation, biological process: regulation of transcription by RNA polymerase II. Bases 62 to 1735 code for a protein of 557 amino acids.